Messenger RNA from Fusarium vanettenii 77-13-4, 996 nucleotides. RefSeq lists its product as uncharacterized. The transcript is spliced from 4 exons. Lineage: Eukaryota; Fungi; Ascomycota; Sordariomycetes; Hypocreales; Nectriaceae. Bases 1 to 996 code for a protein of 331 amino acids. The record is from RefSeq and is a predicted model, not a curated record.
AUGGAUCCACCGGAGUUCGGCCCCGAGAUACGGAUACAAAAAGACAAGAAGUUUAUGGUGCCCCGUGGAACUUCUCACGCGCGAUGCUUGUGUCCGCCGUUUGCAAUGAUCUUCUCCAAGGUCUUCAUUGCCAUCACGGCUCUGGCUGUCAGUGGCUCGGUCAACGCCAGCCCUUGUCUUCCCAGCUCUAGGGCCUCGUCGUCCACUCUUUUGUCUACUUCUACUGUGUCUGCCUCGACGGAAACCACUGCUUCGACUUCGGGUGAAUCAUCGACCACUGCUACAGCGACAGCCACGACUACCGAAUCGUCGACCUCGAUAGAAUCCACUUCCACCGACGCCUCGACUACCGAACUGUCCUCGACGACUGCUGAGACCUCGACGACCGCCGAGACUUCCUCGACUGACGCCUCCUCUACUACUAUUGAAGUCACUUCAACCACUGCCGAGACUUCAACUACUGCUGAAGCCUCUUCGACGACCGCAGAGAUCUCCACCACCGUCCAAACCUCCUCGACCACUGCUGAGGCUUCUUCGUCUACAACUUCGGUUUCUGUCGAGCCCACAAACUUUGUCAAAAACCCAUCCUUCGAAAACGGAGACGCACCAUGGCAUCUCAGUUCGGGAGCUAGUAGGAUCCCAUCGGACAAUUCGGAUGGCAACUGGGCUGUCUCCUUCACACUCCAGGACCCGGACGAGUUGCAAUUUGUUGAGCAGGCUAUCCAGGGCUUAACUGUUGGUGCCCAGUAUAAACUGACCUAUCAGUGGUGGACUCCAUACUCUGCAAUACCAGACGGCUGCUAUUUUCAUGUCGAUUUUAACGGUGUAGACUCGCAGGUCGACCGCAUGCCAAGCCCCAACGACUACUUUGUCGAGGCCCCGUCCGUCACAUUCACCGCGAAAACCUCGCCACUGACUGUGCUGGUUGGUAUAUACUGCACCUCGACGCCUGCCUUCUCGGUGAAUCUGGACUCUUUCGUGAUUUUGCCAGUUUAG